This is a messenger RNA of Heterobasidion irregulare TC 32-1, 156 nucleotides long. RefSeq lists its product as uncharacterized. Bases 1 to 156 code for a protein of 51 amino acids. The transcript has a single exon. Lineage: Eukaryota; Fungi; Basidiomycota; Agaricomycetes; Russulales; Bondarzewiaceae. The record is from RefSeq and is a predicted model, not a curated record.
AUGACAGGAUCGUGCGCUUCGAGUUCGAGAGUAAGACACUAUGGGUCAAGGGCGUCAAAGACCGAGGUGGAUGAAGAUUUCAUCAAAGAUAUGGAAACCUCAAUCAUCUGGUUCAAAAGGGUUCAAUUGAGCCCUCAAGGUCAAUACCACAUUUAA